Molecule: messenger RNA, 1023 nt
Organism: Vicia villosa (hairy vetch)
Lineage: Eukaryota; Viridiplantae; Streptophyta; Magnoliopsida; Fabales; Fabaceae
Product: 26S proteasome non-ATPase regulatory subunit 2 homolog A-like
Exons: 6
Coding region: 371-793 (140 amino acids)
Biological process (GO): proteasome-mediated ubiquitin-dependent protein catabolic process
Cellular component (GO): proteasome regulatory particle, base subcomplex; proteasome storage granule; nucleus
Source: RefSeq, a predicted model, not a curated record
GCAGAGGAAUGUGAAUAGUAGUUCUGAGGAUUUAGUUGCUUCUCUGGUGGGCGAUGAAGGUGAAAUUGGGAAGGGCGAUGAUAGUAUGAAGGCGAGUCCGGUCGAGCUCGAGACGCCGAGAAAAGAAACUGAAAGGAGUGUCUACAAAAUCGAAAAAGGUGGAAUCGGUUGACUGGAAGUGGAUAAUGGAAGAAGAUCCAAAUUUGAAAUACAAAACACAUUGUUCUCAACUAUACAGAAAAUGAUGUGUUAGAUGAUGGCUGUUAAGUUUUGAUAACUUUUGAGUUGACUAAUUUGUAAUUGUUGCAGUACAACUCUGAGCCUGAAGCUGUUGACCUUUUAAUGGAGGUAACAUGUUGAGGACCUUGACAUGUUGAAUGAAUAUAUAGACAAAACAAAUUUUAAGAGGACUUGCCUGUAUCUCACCAGUUCAGCUAGAUACCUUCCUGAACCGAAUGACAUGAAAGUUCUGGAUCUUGCCUAUUCAAUUUAUUUGAAGUUUGAAGAAUAUCCCAAUGCUCUUCGAAUUGCAUUGUUCAUGGAUAAGCUGCAGUAUGCGAAGAAGGUGUUUACUUCUUGCAAUGAUGUGCAUCAAAAGAAGCAAUUCUGUUACAUUAUUGCACGUCAUGGAAUUGCUUUUGUGCUCGACAUAGAAAUGGCUGGAAAUGAAGACGGCAGAGAAAUGUUGCAGGAUAUCUUAUACAAUUCUAAGUUAAGUGAAGGAUAUCUAGCUCUUGCUCGUGAUCUUGAAGUCAUGGAGGCCAAGUCCCCUAUGGAUAUAUACAAGGUUUGACACUGAGAAUAAAUUUAGUCCCGCCUCAAUGAAUCCCGGUACAUGUGUAGUUUUUACAUCUAAUGCCCUAAGAUUAGAAUUGUAAAUAAUUAAAUUAUGGUCCAAUUUGAUGAAAGGGCAUGUAAAUAAAUCAUGCUCUUUUAAUUUGAGGUACAAACAACUAUUAGUUUUGCUGCUUGCAUAUGUUUUCUUUUAAAUCUACGAUUUUUUUUAUUAAUAGUUGUAAGUGA